Mytilus californianus (California mussel) is the source of this 3327-nucleotide messenger RNA. RefSeq names its product retina-specific copper amine oxidase-like. NCBI's taxonomy places the organism in Eukaryota, Metazoa, Mollusca, Bivalvia, Mytilida, Mytilidae. The record is from RefSeq and is a predicted model, not a curated record. The transcript has a single exon. The coding region runs from base 17 to 2584 and encodes 855 amino acids. Gene Ontology annotation, biological process: amine metabolic process. Gene Ontology annotation, cellular component: plasma membrane. Gene Ontology annotation, molecular function: quinone binding; primary methylamine oxidase activity; copper ion binding.
UUUGAAGAGUAAUGCCAUGUCAAACAACUAUUCAAACCGUGCAUACGAGUUCACCAACGAAACGAACGAAAAGAAGACUUCAUCUUUAAAAAUUCUUGUUUGUGGACAAUUAUUAGGUAUAAUAGUUUUUAUCAUCGGCUUUGCUGCAGGGCUUUGCAUUGGAAUAUUUGUGUACAAUGGUAACGAAUCAAAAUUAGCACAGACGGAAAACUGUCAAAACCAAAGAGAUACAGGAAGGUUGGAAACCAAACACGCCGUACAACCAGUUAUUACAACAGCUACAAAUGAUAUUCCGUCAUUAGUAAAUCGUGGUAAGGAGACAUUAGACGAAACCGGAAAUGUCAUGAACAAAGACGGGGAGCACACAACGACAUCAGAUGAUUCUGAUUUACAUACAUGUAAAAGGUGUGUCUGGAGAAAUCCGAUCCUGCCAUCAGAACGACCUAAUUUAUUUGCUCCUCUGAGUGCUGAAGAAAUGAUCCUCGUUCAUAGAACUCUGGUGGACUUUAAAAUUGUAGACGUUGAUCAUGGUCAAGAGAUUUCGUUCAAAUCUAAUUUCAUAGGAACAAUGUUCUUACAUCCACCUAACAAAAGUGCAGCUUUGCAGUAUUUAGACGAUGAAGGCAAGUUCCCGGGUAGAUACGCAACUGCAGUCGUCAUCAGAGGUAAUAUUGACCAAAAGGAUUAUAUGCAAUAUAAGAUUGGCCCAUUGGAGGGACAAUCACCCGCUGUCAAAGUGACCAAGCUAUUGGAAAAUGGAGAGGUGCCGUAUGAAAGUAGACCUUAUGAUAAUGUUGAAAUAGGGGAGAUAAUUUUUUUCAUUCUAGCGGAUUUAGAUAAACUAGCGGUGCUACUGAAAGACAGUUUUGACAUAAACAACGUGUACGAAGACGUUUCUAUCAUGCCGAAUGGGCCAUAUAAUGACGGAUCUGGGAGAGUUAGUCGGUUUACAAUAGGAUUAAGAGGUUUAGGUGAUAAAGAGUUCGACUUCUUAAACAUCCUACCAUUUACUGGAAGAUUGUCCCAUAGCGGACAAAACACGUCAGAUUGGUAUACAUUUGACUUCUUUUACUUAAAUCAAGGUCCGUUUUCAAAUAUAACAGAGCUGAUAAAUGUAUAUAACAGUGGAAAACUGAAGUAUAUAAAAUAUCCGGAAGGGUACAAAGAGCAUAUAAUUCAAUCGACUCUUCCGAUUAGAAAUGUUUACUCUCCUGUAAGACCGGAAUCCCAGUAUCCGGGAACUAGUACAUACGAACCUCAUGGUCCUAGAUAUACAAUUUCUGGUCAUGCUGUCAAUUGGAUGGGUUGGUCGUUCACUGUUUCUACGGGUCAACACAGAGGACCGUCAAUAUUUGAUGUAAGAUUUCAGGGAGAAAGAAUAAUUUACGAAAAUUCUUUGAACGAGAUAGCACUGGUUUAUUCUGCUGAUGGCUCAGGACAAGAUAACAUGGUAUACCUGGAUUCUGUGUAUGGGUUAGGAGAGGCAAAACGGGCCAUUCCGCGAGUUGACUGUCCAGUUUACGCGUCCUACUUGAACAGUUCGAGUUGGAAUCCCAGAGGACUAAAACCUUCAAUUUUACCGACAUUUUGUAUUUUCGAGGUUAAUGCUCAAGAUCCUUUAUGGCGGCACAAAGGGCCGCAUGUUGAAGGCGGACUUAACAACAACUUUUUGGUGGCUAGGUAUCCUACACAGGUUGGUAACUAUGACUACAUUAUUGAUUUUCAGUUUUAUCUCGAUGGAAGAGUUAAGACAACUGCUUCUGCCACUGGUUUUAUUCAGGGGUCUUUUUGGAAUCCGUCUUCAGAUGUUCAAACUCCGUUCGGGUACAAAGUUACAAAUUCUCUCAUUGGUCCAAUACAUGAUCAUACAUUUGGAUUUAAGGUAGAUAUGGAUGUAGCUGGCAAAGAAAAUGACUUCCAGUUAAUUCAUUGGAAAUACGGCGAUAACAACCGUGCAAUGAAAAACAAAAGUAAAACCGACUCUUCGAAUUAUUUCUUUUACAAUCAUACUAGAUAUAUAGAAUGGGAUUAUGUAGAGAAGGAAACUGGACUUAAAGUUGACACGGAAAACCAAAAAUAUUGGACCAUGAUCAAUAGAAACAAGAAAAAUAAACAUGGUGUUAACCGCGGCUAUAGAAUUAUUCCUAUGACAACAAGUUCACAAAAUCUUCCUGACGAUUAUCCAAGAAUGCAGGAACUUUCGUUUACAAAAUAUCACUGUGCAAUAACUAAACAGAAAGAUAAUGAACAAUACUUAAAACCUCUGUAUUUUCCAGUGGAUAAUAAACUUUUUAAUGAUACAUCUCCUACACAAUUAUAUUUACAAGAUAUGUUAGAUGACGAGUCUAUCGCAAAUGAAGAUAUAGUGACUUGGUUAUCAGUUGGAUUUCUACAUAUUCCUACAUCUGAAGAUGUUCCCAUGACAAUUAAAGUAGAAUCAGGAUUCACGCUUAAACCCUUUAAUUUCUUUGACAGGACAGCGACAUUCGAUGUGCCAGCUUUAGCAGUGUUCAAUAAUACUGUUUAUGAUAAUGCACCUGUACCUGAAAUGUGUAUUUCUGAACCGUACCCUAUUCAACAUUAAGUCUACAUUGUGUAUGAAAUCUAUAUGAAAUUAAAACAAAAUACAUGUAACUCAAAGUUAAAACAACGAUACAGAUUGCACCAAUCAUGAUGACAUUUAUCCAAAUCAUUGCAAUCUUUGAACUUGUCGUAAAGUUAACUCCUACUAUUUGAAUUAAGGCUGAUCAAGUGAGAGGAAUAUGUAUUUUCUGUUCAAUGGCCUGAUAGAUUAAUGAAGAGCACAGUGAUAUUCGUAAAUCUGUUCCACAGUCUGAAGGUAGCAAAGAGAACUCUUACUGAAACGCGUCCCUGUCUAUAAGUAAACACCAACUAUUCAGUAAAGUAACUUGAAUUCUGAAUAAGAAUCUGUAUUUAAUCACUCGGUAUCUUAAUAAAGAUCACAUUUGUGUCGGAGGGAAAACUCCUCCACCUUAAGCGUACUCUUUGAAAACGUUGUUGCUUAAAAGUUUUAGACAAAAUUUCACAUUCAUAUAUUUUAUUGGCUUUGUAUUUAAUAGUUGUUUUACAGUAACGCAACAAAGGUGAAAAUGUAAUUAAGUAACUUUUGAAACGUCAGAGGUACAUUGAAACGAGAAACAGAGAUGGAUUAGACAAUUUGUAACAAUGAUAGAUUAAAAUGAAUUUGUGGUAAUUGAUGUAUAUGAACAGCUCAUUUUUGUUAGUAUCAUGCAUGAUGUUUAGGUUCAUUAAAUUUGAAUGUUUCAUUUAAAAUGUUACGGGUUACCAAUAAAGUAAUUAAACUGC